Drosophila eugracilis is the source of this 4700-nucleotide messenger RNA. It is a transcript of the gene Nrx-IV, whose product is annotated as neurexin-4. The record is from RefSeq and is a predicted model, not a curated record. Lineage: Eukaryota; Metazoa; Arthropoda; Insecta; Diptera; Drosophilidae. The transcript has 12 exons. Bases 340 to 4194 code for a protein of 1284 amino acids.
GUUACGGUCACACUGGCGACGAGACGGAGUGGAGUGGUUUGUGUGUCAUCCGCGUUGCGUUAAUUAUUUUCUUAAUUCAAACGAAUCUCUUUUGAAGUGGGCGUGAUCUAGUGAACCUGUAAUCCCUGGUCAUAAGUCUAAAAUAUUUAAAACCGUUGAAUAACAAGCGCAUAAUUGCAAAAUAAAUUUUCAACACCGCGGACGCUUUGCCAUAAAUCAACAGCUUUUUAUGGUGGUUUUUCUAGUGGAAAAGUGCAUUUAGUGACACAUUUCUCGGAAAUCAUAUAUAAAUGUGUUUAUAAAUUCAUUCCGUAGAAGUUUUAGCCGAACGCCUUAAAGAUGAGGCCGCCCAGGAGUAAUUCGAAAACAGAAUUUUCUUCGCUUCAGUUUGGACUAUUAUGCCUCUUAUUGCUGGUCAAUAAUGGUAUUAAAUCAGUGGAAGCAGACGCCUUUUCGGAUUAUUUCUCCGACUAUGAGUGCAACCAGCCGCUCCUUGAAAGAGCCGUCCUUACGGCAACAUCAGCAUUACCCGAAAGAGGACCCAAUAAUGCGCGCUUAAACGCUGGCACCUCGUGGUCCGCGAAGAACUCGGACUUCGACCAGCGUCUGAUUAUUGACCUGGGCGUGGUGCGGAACGUGACGCACAUUGCCCUGCAAGGACGACCCCAUAGCAAUGAGUACGUCACCGAGUAUACCAUUAGCUAUGGCAUAACCGAUCUAGAGUUUGCCGACUAUAAAGAGCCGGGCGGCAAUGUCAAGAUGUUCAAGGGUAACUCCGAUGGCAAUUCCAUUCACUACAACGUCUUCGAGGUGCCCAUCAUAGCUCAGUGGGUGAGAAUUAAUCCUACCAGGUGGCACGAUCGUAUUUCAAUGCGUGUGGAGCUCUAUGGGUGUGAUUACAUCUCCGAGAACCUGUACUUCAAUGGCACUGGCUUGGUGCGUUAUGAUCUAAAACGAGAGCACAUUACCUCCACCAAGGAGUCCAUUAGAUUCCGCUUCAAGACGGCUUUUGCCAAUGGAGUGAUGAUGUACUCACGUGGCACCCAAGGCGAUUACUAUGCUUUGCAGUUAAAGGACAACAAGAUGGUUCUUAAUCUGGAUCUGGGAUCGCGGGUGAUGACUUCCUUGUCGGUCGGCAGUCUGCUGGAUGACAAUGUGUGGCACGAUGUGGUGAUCUCUAGAAACCAGCGAGAUAUUAUCUUUUCGGUAGAUCGUGUCAUCGUACGAGGACGUAUUAAGGGCGAAUUCACUCGACUUAAUCUUAAUCGGGAGCUGUAUCUUGGAGGUGUGCCCAAUGUUCAGGAGGGACUGAUCGUCCAACAGAAUUUCUCUGGUUGCUUAGAAAACAUCUACUUUAAUUCCACCAACUUUAUUCGACUAAUGAAAGACAGUACCGAGUUGGGUGAAGGAUAUCUCUUCACCAAGGUGAACACUAUCUACGCGUGUCCCUCGCCUCCAAUUUACCCGGUUACCUUUACUACCCGCUCAUCGUUCGUCCGUUUGAAGGGCUAUGAAAAUUCUCAACGCAUGAACGUAUCCUUCUAUUUCCGUACCUACGAGGAAACCGGAGUAAUGCUGCACCAUGACUUCUAUUCGGGAGGUUAUAUUAAGGUCUUUUUGGAGUAUGGUAAAGUGAAGAUUGAUCUAAAAGCCAAGGACAAAGCACGAAUCAUUCUGGACAACUACGACGAUCAGUUCAACGACGGCAAAUGGCAUUCGUUUGUUAUUUCUAUCGAAAAGAAUCGUUUAAUUCUGAAUAUUGACCAGCGGCCGAUGACCACAACCAAGAGCCUACAGAUUGCCACUGGAGCGCAGUACUAUAUAGCUGGCGGAAAGGACAAAAACGGAUUCGUUGGCUGCAUGCGGUUAAUUUCGGUGGAUGGAAACUAUAAACUGCCGCAGGAUUGGGUUAAGGGUCAGGAGGUUUGCUGUGACGAUGAUGUGGUCGUGGAUGCCUGCCAGAUGAUAGAUCGCUGCAAUCCGAAUCCAUGCCAGCACAAGGGCCUUUGUCACCAAAACUCAAGGGAGUUCUUCUGUGAUUGCGGGCAAACUGGGUAUGCCGGUGCCGUUUGUCAUACUUCUAACAAUCCAUUAUCCUGCCUGGCUCUCAAAAAUGUCCAGCAUGUGCAGCAGCGUGUCAACCUGAAUCUCGACGUGGAUGGCAGUGGUCCGCUGGAGCCUUUCCCAGUAACCUGUGAAUUCUACUCCGAUGGACGAGUGAUAACCACCCUAAGUCACAGUCAAGAGCACACAACAACUGUGGACGGAUUCCAGGAGCCGGGUUCCUUUGAACAGUCCAUCAUGUACGAUGCCAAUCAACUGCAAAUCGAAGCUCUUCUAAAUCGCUCGCAUAGCUGCUGGCAGCGCCUUAGCUACUCCUGCCGUUCCUCUCGACUCUUCAAUUCGCCUUCUGAGGCAGGAAACUUCCGUCCGUUUUCAUGGUGGAUCUCUCGUCACAACCAACCAAUGGACUAUUGGGCUGGAGCUCUUCCAGGAUCUCGUAAGUGCGAGUGUGGAAUUCUGGGCAAGUGCCACGAUCCCACAAAGUGGUGUAACUGCGAUUCAAAUAGUCUGGAAUGGAUGGAGGAUGGUGGUGAUAUUCGGGAAAAGGAGUAUCUUCCCGUGCGUGCUGUUAAGUUUGGUGAUACUGGAACGCCGUUGGAUGAGAAAAUGGGUCGAUACACUUUAGGACCGCUGCGAUGCGAGGGCGAUGAUCUCUUUAGUAAUGUGGUUACCUUCCGCAUUGCCGAUGCUUCGAUAAACUUGCCACCUUUCGAUAUGGGUCACUCUGGUGAUAUUUAUCUGGAAUUCCGUACUACACAAGAGAACGCUGUGCUUUUCCAUGCCACUGGACCCACGGAUUACAUCAAGCUGAGUUUAAAUGGCGGCAACAAGCUGCAAUUCCAGUAUCAAGCCGGCAGCGGUCCACUGGGUGUAAAUGUGGGUACCAGCUAUCAUUUGAACGACAACAACUGGCAUACGGUUAGUGUUGAGCGCAACAGGAAGGAGGCUCGCCUGGUGGUGGAUGGCUCUAUCAAGGCCGAGGUAAGGGAACCGCCAGGUCCAGUCCGUGCUCUACAUUUAACAUCGGAUCUGGUCAUUGGCGCCACCACUGAGUACCGCGAUGGUUACGUAGGAUGCAUUCGUGCUUUGUUACUCAACGGAAAGAUGGUUGAUCUGAAGGAUUACUCCAAGCGUGGUUUAUACGGCAUCAGCACUGGCUGCGUGGGUCGUUGUGAGUCAAGUCCUUGCCUGAACAAUGGCACUUGUAUCGAACGAUACGAUGGCUAUAGCUGCGACUGCCGUUGGAGCGCCUUCAAAGGACCCAUAUGCGCAGAUGAAAUUGGUGUCAAUUUGCGCUCAAGUUCGAUUAUUCGCUACGAGUUUGAGGGCUCCUUCCGUUCGACGAUUGCGGAGAAUAUUCGCGUUGGAUUCACCACCACCAUUCCCAAGGGUUUCCUUCUUGGCUUCUCUUCUAACUUAACUGGCGAAUAUCUAACCAUACAGAUAUCAAAUUCAGGUCACUUGCGUUGCGUAUUUGAUUUUGGCUUCGAGAGACAGGAAAUCAUAUUCCCUAAAAAACAUUUUGGACUUGGUCAGUACCAUGACAUGCAUUUCAUGCGUAAAAACGGCGGAUCCACAGUGGUCUUAAAGGUCGACAAUUAUGAGCCUGUCGAGUAUAACUUUGACAUCAAGGCUUCAGCGGAUGCCCAGUUCAAUAAUAUCCAGUACAUGUACAUAGGCAAAAAUGAAUCUAUGAACGAUGGUUUCGUGGGUUGUGUUUCGCGAGUUCAGUUCGAUGAUAUCUAUCCCCUGAAGCUGAUGUUCCAGCAGAACCCACCCAAGAAUGUCAAGUCUUUGGGCACCCAAUUGACGGAAGAUUUCUGCGGAGUCGAACCAGUAACGCAUCCGCCCAUUGAAAUUGAGACUAGGCCUCCGCCUUUGGUGGAUGAGGAAAAAUUGCGCAAGGCAUACAACGAAGUGGACUCUGUGCUGCUGGCAUGUCUGCUGGUGAUUCUCUUCCUGCUACUGAUCCUUAUGUUCUUCCUAAUCGGUCGCUAUUUGCACCGGCACAAAGGCGACUAUUUGACGCACGAGGAUCAAGGUGCCGAUGGAGCCGACGAUCCCGAUGAUGCUGUACUGCACUCCACUACUGGCCAUCAAGUCAGGAAGCGAACAGAGAUCUUUAUCUAAACAAUUCGCAAGAAUAAGCACACAAAUCGUUUUUAAAUCGCCUUAGACACGCAACAGCGACGACAUAGACUCACCAAAAAAAAAAAGAUGAAUACAAAACGAAAAUCAAACGAAAUCGGAAAAGGCUCACAAAAUAUCACAGACAGAAAAAUAUUCAACUUUUCCAGGCACUGCCAAUUGUUUUGCGCAAGUGAUUGCUAAGAUUUGAUUUAUAAUUGGUUGGCUAAAUUUUGUAAUGUUUUUUGUUUUUGUAAUAUUUUUUGGUUCUGUCUGACGGCAUUUCACCUUAUAUUACUUUUGAAAUCACUUAAUAGUUACCAAAUACCGUCCAUUUUUAGUUAAUUUUAUAAACAUUUUGUUUUCAAAAUUAAGUUAAAAACUUAUUCUAGGUUUAUGCCCGAGCGGCUGACCGAAAUCCGCCGCCAAUUAUAUGUAUUUUUAUCGCUCGACUAUGUAAGGACAAACAUUCCAUUAUUAUAAAUAUGUUUUUCUCGCUAUACGUUUAA